AUGGUGUUAGUGUAUCACACAGGAGACAUCCAGAAGGUAAUUAUAUUCAAGCAAAUAGGGAGCACUGGAGAGGCUAAGUUACGCUGUAGCGACUGCUUCGUGUGGAACCGGCAGCAGACGUGGCUGUGCGUGGUGCCUCUGCUCAUCGGCUUCAUCGGCCUCGGGCUCAGCCUGAUGCUCCUCAAAUGGAUCGUGGUGGGCUCCGUCAAGGAAUACGUGCCCACCGACCUGGUGGACUCCAAGGGGAUGGGCCAGGACCCCUUCUUCCUCUCCAAGCCCAGCUCCUUCCCCAAGGCCAUGGAGACCACCACCACGACCACUUCCACCGCGGCCCCCGCGACCCCCGCCUCCGGCGGCGCCGCCUCUUCCAGGACGCCCAACCGGAUUAGCACCCGCCUGACCACCAUCACGCGGGCGCCCACUCGCUUCCCUGGGCACCGGGUGCCCAUUCGUGCCAGCCCGCGCUCCACCACGGCACGGAGCACGGCGGCCCCCUCGACGGUCCUGUCCACCACGGCCCCUGUCUUCAGUAGCAGCACGCCCGGCUCCCGACCCCCGGCGCCAGGAGCCCCCAGCACCCAGGCAAUGCCCUCCUGGCCCACUGCGGCAUUCGCUACCUCCUCCUACCUUCACGAUUCCACUCCCUCCUGGACCCUGUCUCCCUUUCAGGAUGCUGUCGCCGCCUCCUCCUCCCCCACCACCACCACCUCGUCUUCCUCCUCUACCACCACCGCCACGCCGGAGACCAGCACCAGCCCCAAAUUUCACACCACCACGUAUGCCACCGAGCGGUCCGAGCACUUCAAGCCCUGCCGAGACAAGGACCUGGCCUACUGUCUCAACGACGGCGAGUGCUUCGUGAUCGAAACCCUGACCGGAUCCCACAAACACUGUCGGUGCAAAGAAGGCUAUCAAGGAGUCCGUUGUGAUCAAUUUCUGCCGAAAACUGACUCCAUCUUAUCGGAUCCAACAGACCACUUGGGGAUUGAAUUCAUGGAGAGUGAAGACGUUUAUCAAAGGCAGGUGCUGUCAAUUUCAUGCAUCAUCUUUGGAAUUGUCAUCGUGGGCAUGUUCUGUGCAGCAUUCUACUUCAAAAGCAAAAAACAAGCUAAACAACUUCAAGAGCAGCUGAAAGAGCCGCAGAGUGGUAAAAACUACAGCCUCAAAGCAUCCAGCACAAUGGCAAAGUCAGAGCACCUGGUGAAGAAUCAUGUGCAGCUGCAGAAUUACUCAAAGGCGGAGAGGCGUCCUGUGACGGCACUGGAGAAAAUGAUGGAGUCAAGCUUUGCUGGCCCCCAGUCAUUCCCAGAGGUCCCUUCUGACAGAGGAAGCCAAUCUGUCAAACACCACAGCCGGAGUCUCUCCUCCUGCUGCAGUCCAGGACAGAGGAGUGGUGUGCUCCACCGGAACGCCUUCAGGAGGACACCCCCCUCACCCCGAAGUAGGCUGGGCGGGAUUGCGGGGCCAGCUUAUCAGCAACUUGAGGAAUCAAGGAUCCCCGACCAGGAUACAAUACCUUGCCAAGGGAUAGAGGUCAGGAAGACUAUAUCCCACCUGCCUAUACAGCUGUGGUGUGUUGAAAGAUCCCUGGACUUAAAGUAUUCAUCCGCCGGUUUAAAAACCCAACAGGAUGCAUCAGUCCAUAUGCAACUGCCUUCGAGAGAGACAAACUCUUAUUUUAAUAGCUUGGAUCAAAAGGACCUGAUGGGAUAUUCAUCCCCAAGGGCCAGUUCGGUGCCCAUCAUCCCUUCAGUGGGGCUAGAGGAAACCUGCAUGCAAAUGCCAGGGAUUUCUGACGUCAAAAGCAUCAAAUGGUGCAAAAACUCCUACUCUGCUGAUAUUGUCAAUGUGAGUAUUCCAGUCAGCGAUUGUCUUUUAGCAGAACAACAAGAAGUGAAAAUACUGCUAGAAACUGUCCAGGAGCAGAUCCGAAUUCUGACUGAUGCCAGGAGGUCAGAAGACUACGAACUAGCCAGUGUAGAAGCUGAGGACAGUGCGAGUGAAAACACCGCCUUUCUCCCCCUGAGUCCCAUGGCCAAAUCGGAACGUGAGGCACAAUUAAUCUUAAGAAAUGAAAUACAAAGAGACUCUGCGUUGACCAAGUGA
Messenger RNA from Myotis lucifugus (little brown bat), 2106 nucleotides. It is a transcript of the gene NRG3, whose product is annotated as neuregulin 3. Gene Ontology annotation, biological process: intracellular signal transduction; nervous system development; animal organ development. The transcript is spliced from 11 exons. Lineage: Eukaryota; Metazoa; Chordata; Mammalia; Chiroptera; Vespertilionidae. The record is from RefSeq and is a predicted model, not a curated record. Bases 1 to 2106 code for a protein of 701 amino acids. Gene Ontology annotation, molecular function: chemorepellent activity.